AUUUAAAUUGUCGUCAAAAGAAAAACUCACAAAUUUUUAAAAGCUAGAAAAAUCCGGCGGCGGUAGCUUCACUGUUCGAGCGCGUUUGUUGUCUGCUUCCCUCUCGACCUGAAUUAUCUUUGCCGCUUAAGGUUGGAUUUCCAUGGCGCCCUUUUUAUGAAUAGCUUGAAAUCAAUUGAUCGUGUUUGGUUAAGGAUAAAUAUUUAUGCCCUUGGUUUCACUCUGCAACAGAAGGAUUUCACCAUAAUGAUCACAGGCUGGACAUAAUGAUAAUUUGUUAUAUGGUUCAUUAAAUAUGGUUGAUUUGGGUUCUCAAUGGUGGACAAUAUUUUUGUCUUUGUUGUGAAUUGAAGACUUUUUGGAUUUGUCAAUUUUCAUGUGCUUAAAGGUUGAUUGAUCUUGAACUAACCAUCAUAUUAACAUCUUUCGCUCCUGAUUUUCAGGUUAUCAAUCAAGGAUGGGUAAGGAAAAGGUUCACAUUAACAUUGUUGUGAUUGGUCAUGUCGACUCGGGGAAGUCCACCACCACUGGUCACUUGAUCUACAAGCUUGGUGGUAUCGACAAGCGUGUGAUUGAGAGAUUCGAGAAGGAGGCUGCUGAGAUGAACAAGAGGUCAUUCAAGUAUGCUUGGGUGCUUGAUAAGCUCAAGGCUGAGCGUGAGCGUGGUAUCACCAUUGAUAUUGCCUUGUGGAAGUUUGAGACUACCAAGUAUUACUGCACUGUCAUUGACGCCCCUGGACAUCGUGACUUUAUCAAGAACAUGAUUACUGGUACCUCUCAGGCUGACUGUGCUGUUCUUAUUAUCGAUUCCACCACUGGUGGUUUUGAGGCUGGUAUUUCCAAGGAUGGUCAGACUCGUGAGCAUGCUUUGCUUGCUUUCACUCUUGGUGUCAGACAAAUGAUUUGCUGCUGUAACAAGAUGGAUGCCACCACCCCCAAGUACUCCAAGGCACGUUAUGAUGAAAUUGUGAAGGAAGUCUCAUCCUACCUGAAGAAGGUUGGAUACAACCCUGACAAGAUCAACUUUGUUCCCAUCUCUGGUUUUGAGGGUGACAACAUGAUUGAGAGGUCUACAAACCUUGAUUGGUACAAGGGUCCAACUCUCCUUGAGGCCCUAGACAUGGUCCAGGAGCCCAAGAGGCCUUCUGAUAAGCCACUCCGACUUCCACUUCAGGACGUGUACAAGAUUGGUGGCAUUGGAACGGUCCCUGUUGGUCGUGUUGAAACUGGUAUUCUUAAGCCCGGUAUGGUUGUGACCUUUGCUCCUACUGGUCUGACAACUGAAGUUAAGUCGGUUGAGAUGCACCAUGAAGCACUCCAGGAGGCACUUCCUGGUGACAAUGUCGGGUUCAACGUGAAGAACGUUGCUGUUAAGGAUCUCAAGCGUGGUUACGUUGCAUCCAACUCCAAGGAUGAUCCAGCCAAGGGAGCCGAUUCCUUUACUGCCCAAGUCAUCAUCAUGAACCACCCUGGUCAGAUUGGCAAUGGAUACGCCCCUGUUCUUGACUGCCACACCUCUCACAUUGCUGUUAAGUUUUCUGAGAUCUUGACUAAGAUUGACAGGCGUUCUGGCAAGGAGCUUGAGAAGGAGCCCAAGUUCUUGAAGAAUGGUGAUGCUGGUUUCGUGAAGAUGAUUCCCACCAAGCCCAUGGUGGUGGAGACUUUCUCCGAGUACCCACCUCUUGGCCGUUUUGCUGUCAGGGACAUGCGUCAGACUGUUGCUGUUGGUGUGAUCAAAGCUGUUGAAAAGAAGGAUCCAACUGGAGCCAAAGUCACCAAGGCCGCUGUCAAGAAAGGUGCCAAAUGAACCGUGCAGCAUCAAGCGGCCCUUUCUCUAAAACAAACCUACUACUACAAUAAAAUGUCUAGUAACUUCACUUUAUUUUGCUCUAUUGCUGCAUAUGCAUCUGCAGUAGUUUUGUGUGUGCUUUGUUUUGUAUGUCGUAGUUUUCUGCCGUGUAUGUUGAGUAGCCUCUCCCAGAACUGGGUGCUUGACAGGCGGUGGCGAAUGCU
Oldenlandia corymbosa var. corymbosa is the source of this 2013-nucleotide messenger RNA. Lineage: Eukaryota; Viridiplantae; Streptophyta; Magnoliopsida; Gentianales; Rubiaceae. The record is from the annotation of a GenBank genome assembly.